AUGUCUGAAGCAGAGGCGAACGGGACCUCGGGACACAAGCGGCGCAGGGUACAACGGUCGCCGUCGCCAGAGUACAAGCUCGAUGACGACGACAACUAUGAGCCGUACAUCCCGGUAGCGCAGCGCCGUCAGGCGAAGCUGGCCAAGCUCACGUCGUGGGGCGCGAACGCAGAAAAGGAUAGGGCGGAGAAACAGCUUGAGGAAGAACAGGAGAGGGAGGAUGAGGAGCGCGAGGAAGAGCGAAGAAGGGAAAAGGAGAGAAAAGAGAGGACUCUGCUUAUGGAGGCGCAGGAGGUACAUGACAAGAAAGCUGCUGAAGAUGCCAAGAAAACUGAUGCAGAGAAGGCUGAGGAACAGGAUGCGGAGAUAUUGGCUGCGAUUGCCAGUCGAAGAAAGCUUGCCUCUGAUCUGGAGUUGGCCAAGGGCGUGCAAUACACCGAGUCACUCAAGACGGCGUGGAGGCCACCGAAGUUCGUUCGCGAGCGCACGGAGGAAGCACACAGGCGGCUCCGGGAGAAGUAUCACAUCAUUGUCGAAGGCGAGGACAUACCACCGCCUAUUGAAAACUUUACUGAUAUGAAAGUACCGGAACCACUGGUCAAGUUUCUCAAGUCAAAACGCAUCACUAAGCCGACCCCAAUUCAACUUCAAGGCAUUCCUAUCGCGUUCUCUGGUCGUGACAUGAUUGGCAUUGCUUUCACGGGCUCUGGAAAGACCCUUGCAUUCUGCCUUCCACUUAUCAUGUUCGCCCUCGAGGAAGAGUCUAAGCUGUCGUUCGUCCGCGGCGAAGGCCCCGUCGGCGUCAUCCUGUGUCCAUCACGCGAACUCGCGACGCAGACAUAUGAGAACGUGUUAACGUGGACAGAUGCGCUCGCCAAGGGCGGCUACCCCCACCUCAGCACCCUGCUCUGUAUCGGCGGUAUCUCGAUGGGCGAUCAGAGCCAUGUGCUGAGCAAGGGCUUACACAUUGUGGUGGCGACACCGGGACGGCUGAUUGACAUGUUGGAGAAGAAGCGGUUCACUUUCCUUCAAUGCAAGUACCUGUGCAUGGACGAGGCCGAUCGCAUGAUCGAUCUUGGGUUCGAGGACGACGUGAGGAAUAUUAUGAGUUUUUUCAAGCAUCAGCGACAAACGCUUCUAUUCUCUGCUACUAUGCCCAGAAAGAUUCAAGACUUCGCGCAACAAUCUCUAGUCAAGCCGGUGCUAGUUAACGUCGGACGUGCAGGUGCAGCGAACUUGGACGUGCUACAGGUGGUAGAAUACGUCAAACAGGAAGCAAAGAUGGUCUAUUUGCUUGAAUGCUUGCAGAAGACACCUCCUCCGGUAAUUAUCUUCAGCGAGAACAAGAAUGAGGUAGACGACAUUCAAGAAUAUCUUCUUCUCAAAGGUGUCGAAGCGGUCGCGAUCCACGGCUCCAAAACACAGGAAGAACGACAAUACGCGAUCAAGUCCUUCAAGUCUGGUGCGAAGGAUGUCAUGGUCGCGUCGAGUGUCGCCUCGAAAGGUCUUGAUUUCAACGACAUUCAACAUGUCAUCAUCUUCAGCAUGCCGAAGGAGAUCGAGGACUACGUGCAUCAGAUCGGGCGUACAGGCCGUAGCGGUAAGACGGGUAUCGCAACGACCUUCGUGAAUAUGAACACGGCCGACCAGACGCUGUUGGACUUGAAGUACCUGCUGAUGGAGGCAGGUCAGAAGGUCCCGCCAUUCCUGAUGAGCAUCGAGGAUCCGAGGGUGGCACAGGGCGGGUCGCUCAAGGGCUGUCCGGUAUGUGGUGGUCUAGGACAUGGGAUCUCGAAUUGCCCGAAGCUCGAGGAUACGCAGAGGCGGCAGAUGGCGUCGCACCGGGUGUCAGACGAUAGAGGAGGUUACUAG
Messenger RNA from Phanerochaete carnosa HHB-10118-sp, 1872 nucleotides. RefSeq lists its product as uncharacterized. Gene Ontology annotation, biological process: mRNA splicing, via spliceosome. The coding region runs from base 1 to 1872 and encodes 623 amino acids. The record is from RefSeq and is a predicted model, not a curated record. Lineage: Eukaryota; Fungi; Basidiomycota; Agaricomycetes; Polyporales; Phanerochaetaceae. Gene Ontology annotation, cellular component: spliceosomal complex. Gene Ontology annotation, molecular function: RNA helicase activity; ATP binding; RNA binding. The transcript is spliced from 6 exons.